Molecule: messenger RNA, 1494 nt
Organism: Zerene cesonia (dogface butterfly)
Lineage: Eukaryota; Metazoa; Arthropoda; Insecta; Lepidoptera; Pieridae
Product: clavesin-1-like
Exons: 6
Coding region: 88-1029 (313 amino acids)
Cellular component (GO): membrane
Molecular function (GO): phosphatidylinositol bisphosphate binding
Source: RefSeq, a predicted model, not a curated record
UGUUUAAGACCGCGGUAGUUUACAAGCAGUAUACAAUACGCCUUCGCAGCGAGAGGUUAUAUUAUUAAGAAGUAAUUAUCCGUAAAAAUGCAGUUCAAACCCAACAAUAAUUUGUUGCACCUCCGUCCUGAUUCGACCGAUGUAAUUCUUAAGGAAUAUAAUUUGGACAAGCCGGGAGCUAUGGAGGAAUCGAUCAAAAUAUUGAGGGAGUGGGUUAAGAAACAACCGCAUUUUACAAGGACUGACUUCACUGAUGGAUACCUGCGCUCAACAAUCUUGGAGGGAAAAGGCUCGAUUGAGAAGGCGAAACAAUUCAUAGAUAGAAUGUGCACAUUGAGGACGUUAUUGCCUCAGUGCUUUGGUGUCAUUGAUGUCAGAAACGACUUUAAAAAUGUUUUUGAAGUGACAACCCCGGUAAUCUUACCAAAUCUGACAAAGGAGCACUAUAGAGUAUUUAUAUCGAAACUCAACACAAAUGUAACAGAUUCAGCACAGAUAGCUAAUUAUUUCAGAUAUGGAUAUUUGAUCGGUGAUUACAUAAAAGCCCACGACAUUGUCACUGGCUACCGGCUAAUUGUGGACUUUACUGACAUAAAUAUGAUGGAUUUAUUAACCAAACUAAAUCCGAUGGACCUGAGACACGCUUUGACAAUUUAUCUUGAAGGUUACGGUAUGAAAAUAAAAGGGAUUCACCUAAUAACAGCGUCAAAGUUCAUAGAUGGUCUGAUUGUGCUUUUAAAACAAAUAUUGAAACCAAAAGUAGGUGGCCGCAUCUACGUGCAUAAAACUUGUGAAGAUCUUCACGAAAUCAUCGGAAAAGAUAUACUGCCAGAGGAGUUUGGUGGCUAUGAAAAAUCUUUGAAAGCUAUACACGAGGACUGGCUGGAAGAAUUGUCUCGCGAAGAAUUAAAAAAAUACUUACGGGAUAUCAACUCAGCAAAGACCGAUGAAGCUUGCAGGCCGUCUGUUAAAUUUAACGAGGACUAUGCUGGCAUGCCUGGAACCUUUAGAGUAUUAAGUCUAGAUUAAAUAAAGGAAACUUUAAAAUAUCUUCUACAACUACUAUACUCGUAUCUACUGCGUCGCUUUUGUUUGCCAUCGUCCUGAAUAGUGCUGAUUGAAGUUCAGGGUAAAAAACUAAAAAAAAAAAUAUAGCGUAUAUGAAAUAGCUUUCUAAUGGUGAAAGAGUUUUAUAAUUCAGCUUUCUGAAUAUAUCUAUUAUAAAAACUUACAAGCUUUCAAACUUUGAAUUUCAUCAUAUUCAUUAUAUUCAUUAUCAAUAAAUUGCGUUCUAUAAUCCUCUAUUAUAAUUCAUGUAUAUCAAACUCUAUUGUUAUAUUUAGGGUAAACUUUUCAAUCCUCAGUUACACGUCGAAUAAAACCAAUUCAAACAUGUAUUCAACUUGCCCGUCUUUUGACAUAUUAUAUUGUGAAACACUUCAUUGGCCAGCAUUUAAAAAUCGGCCCUUAGUGAUAUUUUUAUGUACUUAUAAC